AUGGCUAAGAGCAUGUUCACUCCUUGCAGAAAAGACUUCUAUGAAGUUGUUAUUGGAUUUGGUGUUCCCAGCUCGCCUACACUUUCAAAUGAAACUGUUUCAACUACACUCAAUGUCGUCGAAGAGAAAAAGUCACCCAAAAGAAAGAGAUGGUCCAAAGAUGUUAGACAGCGUGCUGUGCUCGUUGGUCAAGAACUUGGACUUUCUAAAGCUAUCAGACUUCUACAGAAGCAACCAGACUAUAAAGAUUUGUGUGCGUCAACACUGUACUAUUGGAUCAAAUCAUCUGAUCAUCACGUCGCGUCUGCGAGUAAAAUCUAA
Entamoeba invadens IP1 is the source of this 321-nucleotide messenger RNA. RefSeq lists its product as hypothetical. The record is from RefSeq and is a predicted model, not a curated record. Lineage: Eukaryota; Evosea; Mastigamoebida; Endamoebidae. The transcript has a single exon. The coding region runs from base 1 to 321 and encodes 106 amino acids.